This is a messenger RNA of Gilbertella persicaria, 1017 nucleotides long. RefSeq lists its product as uncharacterized. Gene Ontology annotation, biological process: copper ion import; iron ion transport; intracellular iron ion homeostasis. The record is from RefSeq and is a predicted model, not a curated record. The transcript is spliced from 4 exons. Gene Ontology annotation, molecular function: ferric-chelate reductase activity. Gene Ontology annotation, cellular component: plasma membrane. Lineage: Eukaryota; Fungi; Mucoromycota; Mucoromycetes; Mucorales; Choanephoraceae. The coding region runs from base 1 to 1017 and encodes 338 amino acids.
AUGCAAUCUGAACUUCAGCUUUCCAAGGUCCAAUAUGGUCUUGGUGGCUAUGCUUGUCUGUGUGUGGUUGUGUUGGGCAGUCUUUUACCUGUCCGCGUGUUUAGCUAUGAAUUGUUUUUGGGUACACAUGUGCUUGGUGUUGGCUUUAUUGGUGCUAUUGCUGUCCAUACACCCUAUGCCAUGCGUUAUUUCCUUGCAGGCCUUGUAUGCUAUAUCCUUAACUUUAUUGCAGUGUGGUUUGUCAAGACCUUUGUUGGCCAUGCUCGAUGUGAAAUCCUACCUGAGGGUUGCACUAAGCUGUCGAUUCGUCUUGGCAGUCCUAUGAAGACACAUCAUAUUGGCCAACACAUUAAUUUAUGUAUUCCUGCUCUUUCGCCAUUUCAAUGGCACCCUUUUACCAUCACAAGCGUACAACAAACCAACUUGGUUCAUCAAAACUCCAUUGAAGUCUGUGUCAUCGCCCGUGGUAACUUUACUCGUACGCUCUAUGACAAGGUCGAUCCUAACCAAGAACUGAGUGUGUUUGUGAGCGGUCCUUUUGGCAGUCAGUCGAUCGGACCCGUAGACGUGCUUCAGUCUCAUACCUCUGUUGUCAUUGCUUGUGGUGGUGCUGGUGUCACUUUUGGUAUGCGUCUGUUGCGUGAAUUGACAGACACACUUGUCAUGUCGCUUGAAAACGAUUCAACCAAAGACAUCUAUUUCAGCUGGUCUGUACGUCGUCCUCUUGAACUAGAGUGGUUCCGUGAAGAAUUAGAACAGAUCCAUUGCAUCUAUGAAACGCAUGAACAGUUUCCUAACUUGCAUAUUCAGCUCCAUAUUACCUCAAAAGACGCUACUUAUGAAAGUAAUGCCCCCACAGUGGCUACACAUGCAUCUUCAGCCAAGGUAACAGUCAACGUAUUGACGCUUCAUCUUGUUUUAUGUGGUCCUGCUAGCUUUAACGCAUCUUUUAAAAAUACGGUGGCUUUCUACAAAUCUUCUAAUGUUUAUCUUCACUGUGAAGACUUUGGAUACUAG